CGGGCAUUUUCAGGUGGCCGUCUUCAGGUCAACCAUCUCCAGCAUGGCAUAAAUUCACAAACCUUCAAAGCGCAGGUUGCCGUCGGAUCGUGGUACAACACUCCUCUUAUGAAUGAUCUUGGUGCUGUCACAUCAAUCAUGCACACGAAGAUGGUAAAGGGCAAAGGCAAGGCCUUGGGGAAGGGAAAGAGCAAUGAGAUUGUUAUCGAGUAA
Molecule: messenger RNA, 213 nt
Organism: Suillus clintonianus
Lineage: Eukaryota; Fungi; Basidiomycota; Agaricomycetes; Boletales; Suillaceae
Exons: 1
Source: RefSeq, a predicted model, not a curated record